Mercenaria mercenaria is the source of this 1074-nucleotide messenger RNA. Its product is annotated as cephalotocin receptor 2-like. NCBI's taxonomy places the organism in Eukaryota, Metazoa, Mollusca, Bivalvia, Venerida, Veneridae. Gene Ontology annotation, biological process: neuropeptide signaling pathway. The transcript has a single exon. Gene Ontology annotation, molecular function: neuropeptide receptor activity. The coding region runs from base 289 to 1074 and encodes 261 amino acids. The record is from RefSeq and is a predicted model, not a curated record. Gene Ontology annotation, cellular component: membrane.
UGAACGUCUAUUUACAAAACUACACUUUAAAUGCCUACUUAUUACUUCUAUUAUCCCUGGUUGUUAUCUAAAUUUAUCUUUGCAACAAAUAUGAAAUUUGAUAACAUCGAUUCGCAAAAUUUGAUUAAUAUGAUUUUGUUCCUUUCACGAAAUUAAACUGAAGAAAUACAUGCCCAUUGGUCAACAUGUUGAAAAAUAAUAUUAGUAAUAAAACGUGAAAGUAAACAUAUCUUUUCGGGCAGGAUUUAAUUCAUAACUAAUACAAGUGAUUGUUUAAUACAAAUAAUAAUGACAAUGAUGAAUACUUCUUGGACUGGAAAGGAUCUAAGCAGUGAUUUCACCAUGCAUGUACUUCCGGUGACUGUGUUUAUUUCAAUAGAAGCAUUCAUUGGUUUUUUCGGAAAUAUUACCAUUCUGUUAGUUUACUCCAGACGAUACAGACGGAUAAACUUCCGGUACUUUGUCUUGGCGCUUGCUAUUGUGGACCUAACAAGCUGCUGCACUACACUUCCGGGUGAAGUGAUUUCCCAAUUAAACUGGUACGACUAUCAGUAUGCAUGGAUAUGUAAAGUGAAAACAUUUUUCAACAUUUACACUGCUUUGAGCUCAGCCUCUGUCUUGCUAGUUUUGGCAAUUGACAGAUACAGAAAGAUUUGCCAUCCAUUAAAUUUUGAUUGGCAAAUUCGUUGCCCUGUUGCUCUCAGACUUUGUGGAUGUUGCUUGAUUGUAUCGGCGCUAGUGUCUAUUCCUGCUCUCAUACUUUAUGGAAAGCAGACGAACAGUUUCGAGCACGAGGGAAAUAAUAUUACCGUCACAGUUUGUGAAAUAUCGGGGGAGUAUGCAGGCACAAUUUAUCCACUACUUUAUAUCGGUAGCAUUUAUCUCGUGGCUAUGACUUUAAUGAUACUCGCGGCCGUGUCUUUGAAUUUAAUUACGGCAUGGCGGCUAUUUGGAUAUCACUCAAUGAAAACUGCAAACAUAAAACAUGAUACAAAGAAAGCGGUUGUCGCAAUAACAUUGACAUCAGAAACAUCUAAUUAUGGUAUACUUCUAUUAUCCCUUGUUUGUAUCUAA